This is a messenger RNA of Rhagoletis zephyria (snowberry fruit fly), 879 nucleotides long. Its product is annotated as putative U5 small nuclear ribonucleoprotein 200 kDa helicase. The record is from RefSeq and is a predicted model, not a curated record. Lineage: Eukaryota; Metazoa; Arthropoda; Insecta; Diptera; Tephritidae.
UUGAAGAUGACAUUUGACAGCAAAUGAAAAAAACAGCCUCUGGAAAAGUGAAAAAUUGUUGUCGUUGGUUGAAAAAUUAGUUUUUCUGUAAUAUUUGUGCAUUUCAGCUAGAAAAAUCCACUUGGCACAAUGGCGGAUGCAGCAGCUCGUCAGCUACAAUAUGAAUAUAAAGCCAAUUCCAAUCUUGUCCUGCAAGCUGAUGUACGUCUCAUUGAACGUCCGCGUCGCGAUGAGGCCACCGGGGAGGUAGUCUCGCUAGUGGGCAAGUUGGAGGGAACACGCAUGGGCGACCGCUAUCAGCGUACAAAGCCUGAAAAAAUGGAAGAACGCAAAGCGAAACGACAAAAGCGUGAUGAAGCCCAGUAUGAUUUUGAGCGCAUGAAAGGAGCUACGCUAUUGUCGGAGGGUAUAGAUGAAAUGGUAGGCAUUGUGUACCGCCCAAAAACGCAGGAGACUCGACAGACAUAUGAGGUGCUGCUAAGUUUCAUACAAGAAGCUUUAGGUGAUCAGCCGCGUGACAUUCUUUGCGGUGCGGCUGAUGAAAUUUUGGCGGUGCUGAAAAAUGACAAGCUAAAAGAUCGUGAGCGAAAGCGAGAAAUAGAUAGUUUGCUGGGAUCGGUAACCGACGAACGAUUUGCUUUGCUGGUAAAUCUUGGCAAGAAAAUCACUGAUUUUGGCUCGGAUGCCGUAAACGCCUUGAGUAUUGCUGGCAAUGAGGAGCAAAUAGACGAGACUUAUGGCAUCAAUGUGCAGUUUGAGGAGUCAGAAGAAGAAAGUGAUAACGACAUGCACGGUGAAAUACGUGAUGAAGAUGGCCAAGAGGAAGGCGAGGAAGCGCGCAUAGAUCAUACAUUACACGCAGAAAAUUUACUCACNAAG